AGAAAAUUUAGGGAGUUUAGUGCACUUUACCAAACAAAUUAUAAAGAAGCCGAAGCUGGCAAAGCAAUCACUAGAUAAUUCUUUUGACAAUCUUACUCCACUGGCUGGGUCUUUUCCUUCUCCAGUGGCUUCCCAGAUGAGUAAUAUGUCCAACCCUAAUAAGUUCAUCAAACUGCUUGGUGGCCGGGAUCGAGGUAGGAAAGCCGAAGCAACAAAGAUGCCUGUUGGGCUGCCAGGUUCAGGAAGUGAAUGGUCGCUAUUUGAAGAGCAGGCACUUGUUGUCCUGGUACAUGAUUUGGGUCCUAACUGGGAGCUUGUGAGCGAUGCUAUCAACAGUACUUUGCAAUUCAAGUGUAUAUUUCGCAAGCCUAAAGAAUGCAAAGAGCACCACAGCCGUUUAAUUGAUAGGACUAAUGGUGAUGGAGCUGAUAGUGCUGAAGAUUCAGGGUCUUCUCAACCAUAUCCAUCUACCUUACCUGGCAUUCCAAAGGGCAGUGCCAGACAGUUAUUUCAACGUCUGCAGGGGCCAAUGGAAGAGGAAACCCUCAAAUCUCAUUUUGAGAAAAUCAUUGUGAUUGGGCAAAACCAGCAUUAUCGGAGGACUCAGAAUGAUAGCCAGGACAUAAAACCAAUCCAGCCGCACAAUUCUCACUCACUUGCUCUUUCCCAAGUCUGCCCAAAUAACGUGAACGGGCCUCCUCUGACGGAUGGUAGAUAUGGCGUUCCAAGAACAGCAGCUUUAUCUAUUGAUGAACACCAGAAAAUGCAACAAUAUAAUCAAAUGUGAUCUGGUAGAACCGUUCAGCAAUCCAGCUCGUCUAUACCUGGGACUCUUCCAGGAACUGAUCGUAGUGUUCGUAUGUUACCUGGUGGAAAUGGUUUGGGAAUUAUGGGAGCGAAUAGAAGCAUGCCAAUGGCGAGGCCCAGGUUUCAAGGAAUGGCCUCAUCAUCUAUGCUGAAUUCUGGAUGUAUGCUUUCUUCUAGUAUGGUGGCGAUUCCAGGCCCUGUAAAUAUGCACUCUGGAGCUGGUUCUUGUCAGGGAAGUUCAAUGUUAAGACCUCGUGAUGCUUUGCAUAUGAUGCGGGUUAGUUGUCUACUGUAGUCCUCUUCUAGACUAAUAUGGCCUUCUUAAUAAUUGUUUUUUUUAUCAUCCGUAGGUCAGUAUUGGGUUUGAAUCGCAUUAUGAAUCAUACUUGUAUUGAUUAAUUUCCUCUGUUUUGAUGACGCUAGCUAUUCCUCUAUUUCCUAUUAAUAAUUGUACUUUAUAUUUGAGAGUGAUAAAGAGUGAAGUUGAAUUGCUAGCAAUUCUUAUGUUUUAGGUGUAAUUCUGUCAGAGUGCUAAAAGAUGCUGGCAUAGCAUCUUAAAGGGAAGGGGCACUAUCAUUCUGUCAUGUUGUAUUACGUUUUUAUUUUUGGGGUAAAGUACACUAAUUUCCCCUGAUAUUAGGCAAAAAUACACAAGAUAUCCGUAUUAAAAAUUACUGACCUCCCUUUAACUUUAUACUAUGUUAUAGAAACCUCCCCUCCAUUAAAGUUGACUGACGAUUGAAGAUAGAAUUUGCUGACAGCAGCAAACAGAAAUUCAAUGGAGUGGGAUAUCCAUAUUUGAACUCUGCUCAAAUGUUCCCUUCUCAUGAUGAGAAUGUGCACUACAGUAUAGCUGGUUGCUCUGGUCUGGAUUAGUGAAUUUAAGAGUAAUGUAAUUGAGUCGAUAAUCAAAUAAUAGAUUAUGAGGUCAUAACCUAAUUAAUAUAAUAUGGGUAGAAGGUGUGUAUGACUGUAUGUAGAGGACUUAAGUUAUUACAGGCCCUCCAAGAAUGUUGAAUAAUCAGCAGAAAAUGUAUCCUGCCCAAACAGUCUCUUCGUCAAAGCAGCUCCGGCUGCCUUCUUUUCAUCCUGAUAAUGGAGAUCAAGGUCAUCUUCAACCAGUUGUUUCUGGUCCCACGUUAUCAGCUUCCCAGCAAGCUGUUCCACCCUUGGUCAUUGCUUCUUCCAACCAUCAGCAGCCGCACCAAAAGUUGGUUAAUCAAACUCAGCCGGCUGUUCAAAGAGUGCUACAACAGAAUCGUCAAGUGAAUUCUAACCCACAGAGCAAGUUGCAAGUCAAUCAAGCUCAAGGUGACCAACAACCUGUGACCAACUCAUCGCAGAUGAGUAACACAGUGGCAAUGCCUCAGGCCUGCGUAGAUAGGACUAAUGUAGUACCUGUGAUUUCUUCCACCAGCACUUCUCAGCGGAAAGCACCAGAACCAUUAUAUGAUUCUGGUAUGUCACAUUCAACGACACAGUUGGUUCCCAUUGAGAGUCCACCUUUAACAAGUUCUGCUGGGAGUGAGCCUACACUCUCGGUGAGCCAAGGGCUAGACCAGAGGCAAUCGUCAGGCAGCUUGCCGCAUAUUGGGCAUAAUGUUAGUGCACAGGGUCAUCAGCAGCAUUCGCUGCUACAACCACCUCCCACACCACCACCGCAGCAGCUGCUGCAGCAACAAUCACCACAACAACAGCUGCCACCUCAACAGCAAUCUCAGCAGCAGAUGCAGCAUCUUGAAGCAGGGAACAACAGUUUGUAUAUCGGGCCCACUAACUCUAGACUGGAAUGAUGCAUUCUAAAGGAUUGAGCAAUUCUUGGAACGGCAGGUCUGGUCCAGUUUAGGUCGGCAUGCCUUUGUAACUGCAGUGUACAGGACAUACGGCAAUUUUGGCUUCACUGCACCUGAAUCUGGGCUUUUGAAUUAUGAAGUUCAUCACUCCAUCAAGGAGGAAAGAGAGUCUGAUUGUUAUCUGCUGAUUCUGUUAAGAGUUAAUGAAGGGAUACUAGCAGGUUAAUUAUUUUUGGGCAUUAUGUAUAUUACCAUUGCCUUGGAGCUUCAGGAAGAUAGAGACAGAUAUAAAGGUAUGUGUACAGGGUCUCGUCUCUCUUUCAAUUACUUUUUUUUUUUUUCCUUUCUUAGAAAAAAGAGUAGCCGCUUCCCCUUUAUAUUAAGGGGUUAGUUAUCAUUGUCAGGGCCAAAGCCUUUGGGAAAUUUUGUGAAUACAAUUUCUAGUGUAUACAAUUAGCAAUGUUGAACAA
Molecule: messenger RNA, 3070 nt
Organism: Cornus florida
Lineage: Eukaryota; Viridiplantae; Streptophyta; Magnoliopsida; Cornales; Cornaceae
Product: chromatin modification-related protein EAF1 B-like
Exons: 9
Coding region: 137-787 (216 amino acids)
Cellular component (GO): NuA4 histone acetyltransferase complex
Source: RefSeq, a predicted model, not a curated record